CGGACUUGGGUGGAUUAUGAAACCUAUUGCUGAGGGGCAAAUCCAUGCAUCUAAUGGAAGAGCAUAAUGGAAGAGCAGCCUUUGCCCAUUUCGGCAUGAAGGAGCCGAACGAUUGGUGAUCGAAAUCAUCUUCAGAGGAGAUGGUUAGAAACUUAGAAUCAUUGGCUAUAAUGAAGCCGUUUAUUCUGUUUUAGGCCGGCUUCCUUUUUGCCUCUGAUUCUGAGCUACGAUGAAGCCACUCUGUCUCUCUCUGUCUCUCCUAGAAUCAUCAAUAGCCUAAUGCGUAUUUCACACCGUUUUUGACUGGCACCUGAGGCAUCAAGCGAGGAAGUUUCAAUCUGGUGACCGGACUGGAAUCAUUUCAAUUUGUUCUGGGUAUCUGUUAGAAUCUCCCCAGGAGCAUGGGAUGCGUGAAUUUUCGCUGAUUCUUGAGAUUUUACUCUGCAAAUCCGGAUUUUUUUUGGUUAUCACUGUCAUCCAUGGAUGGAACUAAUGAUGGAUUUUUGAGAAAUGAAUCUCGCAACAGAGGAGAAGAGUCCAUCUUGAGGUCGAAUCUCUUCUUGGAUCAUUUUGGGGAGGUCGUUGUCACUCUCAAUUCAGAUGGGUUGUCGUGGAAAUUAUUGGAAGCCGCCAAUAACAAGAUGGAUAGAUCUUCGUGUUGGGUUACCAGUCAUGGUUCAAAAAUUGAAAAUGCUAUCAAGUUCUCUGAUAUUUACGCCGUUGAGUUCAUCAAUUGGUGUUUGAUUCAUGAGUCAAUUCUCCCGAAAUCUGGAGGAUUCCCUGUGGGUCAUGACUCUGAGAUGUUUUGUUUUAUGGUGCAUGGGUUCCAAAGAUCGAAGACCCAGCGUUCUCUUUGGAUCCUGACUACUUACACCUUUGGUCACAAGGAUCUGCAGAUAUGCCAAACAUGGGUGAAUCAAAUUAAUGCAUCUAUGGAAGAAAUGCAAGCUGACAGACCCAAAAGCCUUUUAGUUUUUAUUCAUCCAUUGAGUGGGAAAAGGAAUGGCUGCAGAACUUGGGAAACUGUGGCUCCUAUAUUUUCUCGUGCUAAUGUGAAAACAAAGGUAACUGUUACAGAGAGGGCGGGGCAUGCAUUUGAUGUGAUAUCAUCUAUGAAAGAUGAGGAACUCAAAUCCCAUGAUGGUGUUGUUGCUAUAGGUGGUGAUGGUUUCUUCAAUGAAAUUCUGAAUGGUUUACUCUCUCCAAGGUACAAGGCUUCCUACCCUCCAGCACCUACAGAUUUUGUGCAUACAGCUGAGAAUACUGAGAGCAAUCUUGUUCAUCAUCCUAAUGAAACUACCUCUAAGAGUUCGCAUCAAAAUGAACCUCUUCUUUCAAAUUCUGGACCUAAUAGCUCGGGCUUCUCAAAUAUCAGAUCUGAAGGUGGGUCUAGCAAUAGAGAUCAAGAUACUAUAUUGUCCUUCCCAAAUGAAAAAUUUAGACUGGGAAUUAUUCCUGCAGGUUCAACUGAUGCCAUUGUGAUUUGUACUACUGGGACUCGAGAUCCCAUAACAUCUGCCUUGCAUAUUGUCCUUGGUAAAAGGGUACGCCUCGAUAUAGCUCAAGUUGUCAGAUGGAAAACAAGUAUCUUGUCCAAGGACGCACCUUCUGUACGCUAUGCAGCUUCUUUUGCUGGAUAUGGAUUCUAUGGAGAUGUCAUCAAGGAGAGUGAAAAGUACCGUUGGAUGGGCCCCAAACGCUAUGAUUAUGCAGGAACAAAGGUGUUUUUGCAGCACAGGUCAUAUGGAGCUGACAUAAGAUUUUUAGAAGUUAAAGCGGAAAAUGUAAAUGCAAUUCCUGUCAAAGGUCUUCAAGGUAGAGGGACAAGAUCACUGUGGGGUCCACAGAAAAGACCUGAAAGACUGGUCUGCCAUGUUAAUUGUAGCGUUUGUACUGAGUCUGUGAACCCAACUCAAAUGAUUACAAAAAGUCCCACAGAGACAGACUACAUGAUCCCCAAAGACUCAAGGUGGCUGCAAUCCAAGGGGCAUUUCCUUAGUGUAGGUGCUGCAGUCAUCUCCUGUCGCAAUGAAAGAGCUCCCGAUGGUUUGGUGGCUGAUGCUCAUCUUGCAGAUGGUUUUUUGCAUCUCAUACUAGUUAAAGAGUGCCCUCGUGCAUUUUAUUUAUGGCACCUCACACAACUUGCAAAGAAAGAUGGUAGCCCCUUGAACUUCAAGUUUGUGGAGCAUCAUAAAACACCAGCCUUCACAUUUAUGUCUUUUGGUGAUGAGAGUGUGUGGAAUUUGGACGGUGAGCUAUUCCAAGCACAUCAACUCUCAGCACAAGUGCUUAGAGGUCUUGUUAGUUUAUUUGCAUCUGGCCCUGAAGUUUAGAGAUGCAAGCAGCUUCAAACACGGUUAGUAGUAUUUUGCUGCAGUGUCCCAGGUUGGAGCCCAUUUUUAUCUAACAGGAAUGGGAAUGGAUCCAGGGAAAAUGUAGUCAUGAAGAAUAGAUGGUGUCUACUGUGUCAAGGAAGCUAGAAAUGAUCUAGUUUUGAGCAAAUCAGAGCUCAAGCUAGUGUAACUAUUGAGAGCAUUGUAAAUCAUAAAAGAAACGCUUCUCAGCAUUAGUGAGUCAGAAAUGGACAAAAGCCGGCGCCUGCAAAUUGAGAGUCAAGAAAGAACUGAUCCUGGUUAUAUAAGAAAUAGUCACAAAGGUCCUCCAGCUUCUGAGGUUAUUGUAAGAAUGAUACUGGAAAUUCCAUAGCGGCUGAAUUAAAGAUAGUAUUGUGCAGCUUCAAGGGACAUACAAUAAGCAUGGUCUCCUUCACAGGAGGCAGUUAGCACCAGCAUUAGCCUACAGGAAUCUGCUUCUUGAAUAAGAAGUGCAGUCCAUACAAUAUUCAGCAAGUUUUGUAAUGUACAACAAUUACCCCCUCCCUUUUUGGGAGGCGCAGUCCACCUUUGAAGAGAUGCUUCUGUAUCUAGUUAAUUAGGGCUUCCUGCCUUCUCUUGUCAAUCUAGUUUGCAUAAUCAGGUGGCUCAUGUACUUUACAGAGCAAUUUUAAUGUAUCAUUCUGUACAUUGUUAAUGUCACUGAGAUUGGCAGAGGCCAUUUUUUUUCAA
This is a messenger RNA of Macadamia integrifolia, 3065 nucleotides long. Its product is annotated as ceramide kinase. The transcript has 14 exons. Gene Ontology annotation, molecular function: kinase activity. The record is from RefSeq and is a predicted model, not a curated record. Bases 480 to 2333 code for a protein of 617 amino acids. NCBI's taxonomy places the organism in Eukaryota, Viridiplantae, Streptophyta, Magnoliopsida, Proteales, Proteaceae.